ACCCUCUGCAAUAUGCAAUGCUUCAAAGCUUUGAAAAUCUUGAAGUUGCAAACAACAGUUUUACUGGACCGAUUCCCAUGAUGUUAGGUAACCUGGUGAACCUUAUAACUCUAAAUCUGCAAAAUAAUCUGUUGGAAAACAAGCCUGGAGCCACACAACUUGACUUCCUGAAUUCAUUGGUAACCAGCAGGAAUCUGGUGUACCUGAUUCUUGAAUCUAAUCCUUUGAAUGGAAUUUUUCCAGAAUCAAUAGGAAAUUUAUCAAGCAAUAUCAGGGUCCUUGAUGCAGCAAACUGUGGAAUUAGAGGCAGUAUGCCAACAAACAUUGGAAACUUAAGUGGCUUGAUUUUCCUGGGAUUAGCAAGUAAUAACAUUGUUGGCAAUGUGCCCCCCUCGUUUGUUGGCCUGCAAAACCUGGAAAGGCUGUAUCUUACUAGAAAUAAAUUAGAAGGGACAUUUCCAGCUGAACUGUGCAGCAUAGGAAGAUUAGGUCUACUGCAUUUGGGAGAAAACAGACUGUCAGGAGAAAUACCCUCGUGUAUCGGAAAUCUGACUGAAUUAAGAGUAAUGUCAAUUGCUGCCAACAAUUUCAGCUCAAAGUUACCUUCAAGUUUCUGGAGAUUAGUAAAGCUUGAUGGUCUGAACAUAUCGAGAAACCUGCUGCAUGGUUUCUUCCCUUCUGAUGUGGGAACUCUGAAAGCAAUGAGCAUCAUGGACCUCUCUUUCAAUAGGUUUUUUGGUGAAAUACCCAAUUCCAUAGGGUCCCUUCAAUAUCUAGUUUCACUAGAUAUGUCAAGAAAUGCAUUCCAAGGUCCCAUACCGGACACAUUUAGCGAUCUAAUAGUUCUUGAGGGUCUGGAUUUGUCUACUAAUGCUCUAUCAGGUGUGAUUCCCAAAUCUCUUGAGCUAUUGCGAGAUCUCAAGUAUCUCAAUGUUUCUUUCAACAACUUGCAAGGAGAAGUUCCAAAGAAAGGGGUGUUUGCAAAUGUUAAUUACCGGUUCUUGAUGGGAAAUCCAAGACUUUGUGGAGCAAUUGACUUAUAUAUUCCUAUAUGUCCAGCUCAAGGUAGAAAGACAACAAGGAAAAAGUCCAUUAUUCUUAGAACAGCAGUACCUGUUGCUGUAACAUUUCUGAUAUUGGUCGCAUUGUUUUUCACAUGGAUGAUUUGGUCAAGAAAAAAACAUGUGAUUGGAAACAAUGAAUCGGAUUACCCUCCUAGAAUUGCACAUCAGAAAAUCACUUAUUAUGAGCUUCUCCAAGCUACAGAAAAUUUCAGUCAGUCCAAGCUAGUAGGAAGUGGAAGUUCUGGUACAGUCUACCAAGGUACAUUUUCUGAUGGUGCUGUCUUUGCAAUCAAAGUUUUUGAUAUGCAAUGGCAACGGGAUUUAAGAAAUUUUGAUUCAGAAUGUGAAAUUUUGAGCAACGUAAGACACAGAAACUUGGUCAAGAUAGUGUCGACUUGUUCAAAUUUGGAUUUCACAGCAAUUGUGCUGGAGUACAUGCCUAAUGGAAGCUUAGACAAAAGAUUAUACUCUGAUGAAAAUUGCUUGAGCCUGGUUGAAAGACUCAAUAUAAUGAUCGAUGUAGCACUUGCCAUGGAGUAUCUUCAUCAUGAUUAUACAGUGCCCAUUGUGCACUGUGAUCUGAAGCCAGGUAAUGUUCUUCUUGAUCAGGAUCUGACUGCUCAUGUAGCAGAUUUUGGAAUUGCAAAAAUGUUGGCACAAGAAGGAAACAUGGCUCAAACCAAGACUCUCGGAACUAUUGGUUACAUUGCUCCAGAAUAUGGUUUAGACGGGCAAAUUUCCACUAGCAGUGAUGUUUAUAGCUUUGGGAUUUUGUUGCUUGAGACAUUCACAAGAAAGAAGCCUACGGAUGACUUGUUUAGCGGAGAUUUAAGCUUGCAUAAAUGGACAUCUCUCUCCUUUCCUGAUGCUGUACUGGACAUUCUGGAUGCUGACCUUGUUAGCGACAUUGGCUUUACAACAGAUGAAAACCAAAGCGAAAUCAAACAAUUGCUGGUUUUGAUAAUAAAUGUUGCAUUCCUGUGUUUGAAAGAGUUGCCAGAGGAAAGGAUAAACAUGAGAGAGGUUGUGGUGCAGCUAAACAAGAUAAGAGCUGAAUUAACCAAGCUUUAACUCAAUCCCAUUCAAAAUUUCAGAAAGAGGAUUGAUGCAGCAACAAGCAAAUUCAGUUUUCCACCUUCUAUGACCUGUCAAAACAUCUGUUAUUUCUUAAUAUUUUCUUUCUGUUUAGUGUAGGGGCAUUUUAAUAUUAUAAGAAUGUUACAUUUUAGCAUUGAUCGUUUGCCCCUAAGUCAGUCAUUACUCCCUCUAUUCAUUAUUGCAUUAGAAUAUGCAUUGGUUGACUUUCAUUUGUUGUAGUAUGGUGGGAGUUAAUGGAAAUUCUUUUGCUGCCGUUUGGACCAUUAAGUUGGUGCAUUACUCCAUAGAGUAAUUGCAUAUGUUACUAAUUCCUUGGUGCAAUUGCAGCAGGUUCAGCCGUUGGUGGCUGUAAGCUUUUUUAUCCCAUUACUUCUUACUCUUUACUCCUCAAUUAUUCUUGUAAUCUAUGUA
This is a messenger RNA of Solanum tuberosum (potato), 2573 nucleotides long. RefSeq names its product probable LRR receptor-like serine/threonine-protein kinase At3g47570. The transcript has 2 exons. The record is from RefSeq and is a predicted model, not a curated record. Gene Ontology annotation, molecular function: protein kinase activity; ATP binding; protein binding. Gene Ontology annotation, biological process: protein phosphorylation. Lineage: Eukaryota; Viridiplantae; Streptophyta; Magnoliopsida; Solanales; Solanaceae. Bases 18 to 2135 code for a protein of 705 amino acids.